UUCAGUUCUCUUUACUUUGAAGAUUUUUACCGGAAGCUUUCAUUUAAGUUCGACUAGCUUUACACUGGAAGCAGGAAUGGCGGCUAUGAUUACCAGAGGAAGGAGCCCAAAGACCCUGAAACUUUACUUCUAACGGCCCCGCGGAGGAAUCUGUCUCUGGCGAAACGCAGAAACGUCGCCCUGUAGCGGAAUCGGGACAGAAGAAGUGCUGUAGCUUGUGGUUAAGGCGACCUAUGCCCAGAUCGAGAGGGUGGACGCACUUUACGACUUGCUAGUUAGCCUGCUGUUAGAGCCGCUGACUUUGAUUCAAGGUAGCAGUUAGCUCACUGCACUACUAGCCAGCUGUUGGCCACUUGGCUUGGCUGCCCAAUAAGUUAACAAAGUGGUUAACUGUGUGAAACCAUUCCGCAUUUGACCUCUUGUCUUGGAACCGGCGCUGGUUGUUGGUAGACAGUAUUAGGGACGCUUGCAGGGAGCGGGACCAGGCGACAACUAGUCGAAAGAGCGUGUUGUGAACCUUAUUUCUGCUAAUCUCACCGUUAGCUAGGAAGUAACGCUAGCUAAGUUGGUAUCCUGAAGUCUCGCCCAUUUUUUCAGAUUCUGCCCCAGCCAUUGGCUAAGGGGCUAAUCAACAGCCGACUAGUCUGCUUUCCAAGUUCCACUUGGCAAUACGAUGGAAAGUCUAACGCUGAGUGAUGUCGAGCAGAAAUAUUAUUCGGAAUUGUUCGUUUACUGCGACACGGACAACACCAAAAAAGUGGCUUCCAACGGGAGAGUUCUUGACCUUUUCCGGGCGGCCCACCUACCCAGCGAAGUUGUCUUGCAGAUCACAGAGCUGUGUGGAGCCACGCGGCUGGGUCACUUUGGACGGAGCCAGUUCUACAUUGCUCUGAAACUUAUCGCCAUCGCCCAGGCCGGGCUGCCGCUGAGGGUGGAGAGCCUCAACUCGGUCAAAGACCUGCCGCCGCCCCGAUUCGUGGUGGGGAAGAACGAGGCGGAGGCGAGACACGCGGCGCUGUACCAGGACACGGACAGCCAAGGCCUGUACCCGGCCCCCGGAGCUGCAGUCAUACCCCGACCGCCAGGCAGGGGGCAUCCCAACAAGAAAGGUCCCCCUCCGACCACUGCACACCCUGUCCACGAGGUCAUCCAGCCCCUGGCACCCAGCAUAGAGCCACAGCCCGAGCCGACGUCCCCGGUCGUCUCACCUCACCAGUCUCCUCCCACCUCCCCUCACUCCUGGAGGAAACACAAGCGACAACAUAGCGGCGGAAACGCAGACAGACAACCCGCGGUGGCCGCAACGGGAGCUGUGUGGACGCAGUUCAGAGAACCACAAACGGGUCCAGUUACCGGUGAUGGCAUGUGGUCGUCACACUCGCCGCCUCCUCCAAGUCAGGAAAGUUGGGUCAGUUUCACCGCAGACACGCCUCCUUCCAGCACGCUCCCAGCAAUGCACCCCUCAUCGGUCCAGGAAAGCACAACGAUACGAACCGUGGCCUCGGCUGCAACCACCAAUGAGAUCCAGCGGCAGUCCAGCAGCUACGACGAUCCGUGGAAGAUCACAGACGAGCAGAGACAGUAUUACAUUAACCAGUUUAAAACCAUUCAACCCGACCUCACUGGCUUCAUACCUGGAUCGGCAGCAAAGGAGUUCUUCACCAAAUCAAAGCUACCCAUAUUAGAGCUGUCACACAUUUGGGAGCUGUCAGACUUUGACAAAGACGGAGCUCUGACCCUGGACGAGUUCUGCGCCGCCUUUCACCUGGUCGUGGCCAGAAAGAACGGCUACGACCUGCCGGAGAAGCUGCCCGAGAGCCUGAUGCCAAAGCUGAUUGACCUGGACGAUUCAGCAGAAGUCCCAGAGCCGAACGCUGAUGUCGGGUAUUCGGGGUCACCAGUGGAAGUCACUCCCAACAAGUCUCCCUCCAUGCCUUCACUCAACCAGGCGUGGCCCGAGAUGAACCAGAGCAACGAGCAGUGGGAGACGUUUAGCGAGCGCUCCUCCAGCUCACAAACUCUGACCCAAUUUGACUCUAACAUUGCACCAGCUGACCCUGACACGGCCAUCGUCCACCCGGUGCCCAUCCGGAUGACGCCCAGUAAGAUCCACAUGCAGGAGAUGGAGCUGAAGAGGACUGGCAGCGACCACAAUCACCCGACCAGUCCUCUGCUGGUGAAACCUCCAGAACUCUCUGAAGAAGCCAAACUGCCUGCUUCCAUGAAGUUUGUAGCUGCCAACACUGUGGGGGAUGGUUACAGUAGUUCAGAUUCCUUCACCUCGGACCAGGAGCCAAUCACCAGGCAAAGGUCUCAGUCCGGUACGUCUCCAGAGGGCCUAAAAGUGGUCGCUCCGCCUCCCCCCCCUCCCCGCCCACAUCCCUCCCACUCCCGCUCGUCGUCGCUGGAUAUGAAUCGCACCUUCGCCGCCACGUCCGCCGCCGGACAGCCGCAGCCCUCCGCCAUCGCCUUCCCUCCCGCAGUGCCUCCUCGCCCGCUUCCCACACAGACGUCGGUGCCACUCGCGGGGCACCGUGUGGAAGCCGAGGCGGUACCCGGAGGCGGGGCGGCGCUCGCCACCACGUCCCCCCAGCAGAUCCCUCAGCAGCCCAACUUUGCCGACUUCAGCCAGUUUCAGGCCUUUGCCGCGUCCGAACAGCCCUCCAGCCUGCCAGAGGUGGACAAACACAGCGAGCCAGGACAGGUGGACAAAACAUUAGAAGGCGCCGGCCCUUUAAGGACAGUGAAGAGCGACGGUCCAGCCGACGAGAGAACCCCAGCUACGGUCAACUCUACCAAGGGCUCCUCGGGUCCGCUGGCUCCACCGCCAAAACCCGUUCGCCGGAGGUUGAAGUCUGAAGACGAGCUGCGACCAGAGGACGAGCAGCCCGGUCCGCAGAAGUCCAACGUCAUAGCCGCCGUCCUGGCCACUCAGCCCUCCAUCCCCAGGUCAGUCGGAAAGGACAAAAAGUCCAUUCAAGCCUCAAUCAGAAGAAACAAGGAGACGAACACAGUGUUGGCACGACUAAACAGUGAACUACAGCAGCAGCUGAAGGACCUGCUGGAAGAAAGGAUAUCUCUGGAGGUCCAGCUGGAGCAGCUCAGACCGUUCUCCCACCUCUAACCGAAGCACGGAGCUCAACUCGGCGGUAGUUCAUCAGAAGCAAGGCUGCGGCCCCCUCCCUUCCUCCACUCCUCAUCCUCCUUUCUGUUAUUCCGGCUUUCCCCCCGGCGGCACGGUCGCAGUCGACCAACCAGAAACCGGACAGACCUGAGAGUACGGCCCCACCAGCGGGCCGAGGAGACGGGAGGACGUUUUACAAACCGGCACUUUUCAAUAUGUUUGUGUUCUAAAGAGAGGUGGAGGUGAGGAUGACGAGGAGCCGGGAGACGGCGCUCCACCCGCGUGAGGACAAACCGCUGGCGUCUCAUGACUCUACUCUCUGAGUGGCUGGAGAGGAAAUGCAGAGUGGGUUUGUGGUGUGACCGUUUGCCUGACUCGUGAUCCUCGGGCGAGCAGUUCCAGUAUGUUUUACCCCGCCACCCUGUUAGAGAACUGAAGCUUUCGUCUCGGUCCGAAAGCGAUGAGACAUCCGUAUCUCCACAGAGAUGGCGUCUCUGCUUGGUUUAUAUUAGCACCUUCCAGGUUUUGGGCAUAUUCUAGCAGAGAGCUGGUCUGGUUCGAACCAGAACAGGUUUGACGGGCAGCAACAGUUUGUUGUGAAACAUACUGGUCUGCUCCCCGACAGGACGUGUGUGUGUGUGUGCGGGUCUUCUAGGUGUAACGAAAGUGUGUGUGUGUGUGUGUGUGAG
This is a messenger RNA of Menidia menidia (Atlantic silverside), 3813 nucleotides long. The record is from the annotation of a GenBank genome assembly. Lineage: Eukaryota; Metazoa; Chordata; Actinopteri; Atheriniformes; Atherinopsidae.